This is a messenger RNA of Colletotrichum chrysophilum, 1305 nucleotides long. RefSeq lists its product as uncharacterized. Gene Ontology annotation, cellular component: nucleus. The transcript is spliced from 2 exons. NCBI's taxonomy places the organism in Eukaryota, Fungi, Ascomycota, Sordariomycetes, Glomerellales, Glomerellaceae. Bases 1 to 1305 code for a protein of 434 amino acids. The record is from RefSeq and is a predicted model, not a curated record.
AUGGACCGGUUCUGCAGCAUUGCGACUGGAUGGAACUUCUCAUUGACCAGUGCAGAUGUCAAGAGACGCCUUCCAUGCGAAGGUGCUCUCUGGGAGACCGGCAAGCCGCUCCAGACACCGACUCCGUAUUUCGGUGUCGCUGAUCAGUCAAGCGGUGCCACCGGAACACUCCCGUCCGCGAGACCAGAGGAAGCGGCCCAAGACUCGCUGGGAGGGUUUGCGUACUGCAUAGAGGCCACUGAAAGCCUGAGUCUGGUCACGUCAUUCUUCCUCCAGCAAGCGAUUGAUGUCUCAAAGCCCCAUGAGAUACAGGUCUGGCUGAUGAAGUUCAAGCAGCUUGACUUGCGUCUAGUGCAAUGGAAGAUAUUCCUGCCCGAACAAUGGCGUGAAGCAUGCGUCCUCAACAACGAUGGGAUCAUGGACCCCAAUCUGUCCUUGGCCCACGUAACGCACAAUACCGCUGUUGUUCUCCUCCACCAGGGCAUCGCCUACCCAUUGCCCGAAUGGCAAUCCACCCGCAUCCGAUUACCAUCCGCCUCUAGCUCAGAAACAUGUCUCGCAGCUGCUACAGAGGUCGCGAUCAUAGCCGAGAAGUUUCUCCAGGACUCGCAGCACGUCGUUAGUCCUCAAUUUGCUUUCUGUCUCUUCAUCUGCGGACGCAUGUUCCUGGCGCAUUCACUCUACUACAGCGUGACGCUGCCAGGUGGCUUUGAUUUGCUGGUGGGGAGCUUGCGGACGAUAGCAAAGAGGUGGAAUGGCCCUGGCGACACGUCGGAGAACCUGGCUUCGAAGUUUGCAGGGAGGCUUGUCCAAGCUCGUCAACAAGGCCAUGGCAUGUUGGACAUCAGGCAGGCUGUAUACUCGGAUGACAGGCACGAAAUAUCCUCUCCGCUGUCCGGCAACAGUCUAGGGCCGCCCGGCGCCGUCCGUUCCGGGGCGGGUCAUCCCAACAAUGGCUUCUCUCCGAGGCCUGGCGGUGCGUAUGUGGACGGAUUCGGCGCCUCUGCUGUGGAUUUUGAUCAAGAAGCGUCUCCUGACAGCAUUUCCAUGGCCUUCCCCCCGCUUCCUCUGGCUUUCCAUGCUCAGAACCCCAGCAGAGGGCCUACCGCAAUGCCAUCACCUGUGCCGGCGAACCUGCAACCUCAUAUGGGCGCUUACGAUCACUACGAUAUUGGGGUUCCGAAUGGUCAUAAUGGAGGACAAAGCAUGGUUGGAGAAUUUGAGGACCUCAACGCUUACCUGGACUACUCUUUCCUGCCGAAUCAACGGGUGAGCAUGUUUUCUGGGGCGGCGGAGAAGGAAUAA